AAAAACUUUGUAGUUCUGAUUGCCCUACGGACCAUAAAAAUUCCCACCGAAAUUACCCUUUUUUACACCAUGUAAUGGUUUUUUUUUUUCACGUGACCCCACCCGUUGGGCUACCUCAAACGGUGGCCAUUUUCGAUCCCCGAGCUCCCGUUACUCAUACAUAGGCAAGGUGGACGACAUUAUGUUUCUAACUGCAUUUAUUGAAGACGCGACCGACAGCACAUCAAGCCCAGACUGACUAUUAGGCGUACACACAUCAUGGGACUCAGGACUGUGCAACAAAGGUGCAGUUUUGUGCCCUUGAUCUUUUACUCUUCAUGACAGAAAUGACAAAGGAAGACCACUUACCUGUAUGCUCACACGGAAAACGAAAGGCAGUGGAAAAUUAUUUUUUAAAUAUCGAGGCAGACUCCAUUUAUUCCUUUUUUUCUCUCCAAAAAGUACAACCUGUAUAUUAGUUCACCACAAGCGAAGUGAAAUGUUGAUUUGUUUAAAAUUUGAUGACAAUGGCGGAAAGACAAAAGAAUAAACAAAUCCAGUAUUUCACAAAAUUUUCGAAUCUUUGAAGUGACUAACAAAAAAUGAUCUUAACUGUAAUGUUGGCCUUCUGAAAAGAGUAUCGAUUAAGCUUGUUAGCUUAGCUCGGCGACACACCGGCACGAUGGAGGUUGAAGCCAGGCAGCGUGAUAGCGGCAUCGGGCAAUCGUCCACAAAGCCAAGUCUCCGUGAAGCACAGAGCCGCAGAAUGUCCAAAGUAGGGAUCGCAACCGGUUACAAAUAACCGGUUAUAACCAGUUUUCGGUUUUGAAACCGUAAUCGGACUUUCGAAAUCGGUUAAAAUUUCCAAUAAUUUCUUCCGUUUCCGGUACUCCACAUUGCGUUAUUUUUUUCAACAUCAUUUCCACUUUUUUCAAGUUUCGCUGUUUGAGUAAAGUUGGACUCAAAAGAACAUUCAGUUAAAUCAAAGAAACAUCAAACAUGGCAUCGAGGAAACGCUCGGUAUACUUUCAUGCCCUUUCUGAAAGUCCGAAAGAAGAAUGUCAACACUAAAACAUUUUUACAAAAAAAAUUAACAAAAAUUUAACUCCUCGCUUGUGUACUUGAGUCCCGACACAGAAACACAAACAGUAACUGAGAUUAUUCCGUAGACUUCCACACUGGGUAUGUGUUAGGUAGAGAGGUUAAAUGGCGGCCCGGAGUGCUUCAGCAAAAAAUGUGACGUCAGUGAAAACGUGGCUCUCCGUGGCCAGUUAAGUUUGGUGUUUUGACAGCAGCCGCAGUGGGCAGCAGCGUGGCCGUGCCGCUUUCUCGUGCACGCUGCUUCUCCGUGUUGCGUCCUGAUUACGUUGUGUCUUUAAGCCUUGUUUUUCAAGCCACUUGUUGCCAGAUCGUUGUGUGUACGGGGAGUCCUCAUUCUACGACCGAGAUCCGUUCUUACACUUGUGACAUAACCUGAAUUUUGGCGUAAAUCAGAUUUCACCGUUUGUCAAAAUUUAUGACGACAGCUGAGAUUGGUUCCAGCACUCCCGUGACCCUCGUGAGGAUAAGCGGCUUAGAAAAUAGCUCAGAAAGUGUUAUGAUCUUCGUGUGAAAAUGUGUGCAAGAACGAUUGGAGAGUACAAGGAAGAAUUUUGCGGACCAAAAAAGGAGGAGGAGCCACAACGUCAACUCCUGGACGCUUUGUUCAAUCUGCAGCCUCGAAUUGUGCUACGCAGAGCCGACGUCAACGAAAAUCUUCAUCCAGAGCGGCAGCAGUCGGUGUCCUGUCACAUCAAAAUAGAAGAGGAGGGUGAAGAAGUUCAAUACAUCAAAGAGGAGGAGCAAGAGUUCCCACACUUCGAAGAGAACAAGCAGGAAAUCAUCCAGCUUCCAUCCACUGGUGUCCAUUUAAAGAGCGAAGAUGCUCAACAGAAGAGACGGGGGGCAGAGCCUCCAAUCAGGAACCGCUCAAGUCGUGGAGACUACUGUGGAGGAUCACAAACUGACAAUGAUGAUGAUGAGCAGUCGGAAGGUGAUGAGACAUGUCACGCUCCCAACAAAUGCUGGAAAUGUUCUCAUUGUAGGAAAGCUUUUGCUUCUAUGUCGAACUUCAAAAAACACAUGAAAAUACACAUAGGAGAGAAGCCGUUUACGUGCUCAGUUUGUGGUCAACAAUUCACUCGUAAGAAAAACUUAAAAAGACACACAAGAACUCACAAUGGUGAUAAACCUUUUUCGUGCUCAAUAUGUGGCCAAAGAUUUACUCGGAAGGGAACCUUAGAAAGACACACAAGAACUCACACUGGUGAGAAACCUUUUUCGUGCUCAAUUUGUGGCCAAAGGUUUACUCGGAAGGGAAACUUAGUAAGACACACAAGAAAACACACUGGUGAGAAACCAAUUUCCUGCUCAGUAUGUGGCCUAAUAUUCACUGACAAGGGAAGCUUAAAAACACACACAAAAACACACACUGGUGAGAAGCCUUUUCCCUGCUCAGAUUGUGGCCGAAGAUUCUCUGACAGGAGUACGUUAAAAACACACAUAAGAACACACACUGGUGAGAAGCCUUUUUCCUGCUUAGUUUGUGGUCAAAGAUUUACUCUGAAGACUCAUUUAAUAAGACACACAAGAACACACACUGGUGAGAAGCCUUUUCCCUGCUCAGAUUGUGGCCAAAGAUUCUCUGAUAGGAGUACGUUAAAAACACACGUAAGAACACACACUGGUGAGAAGCCUUUUUCCUGCUUAGUUUGUGGGCAAAGAUUUACUCUGAAGGGACAUUUAAAAAGACACACAAGAACACACACUGGUGAGAAACCUUUUUCCUGCUCUGUUUGCGGCCAAAGAUUAUCUGACAAGAUUAGCCUAAAAAUACACACAAGAAAACACACUGGAGAGAAACCUUUUUUCUGCGCCGUUUGUGGUCAGAGAUUCAAUCAUAAGGGAAACUUAAAAAUACAUGCAAGAACACACACUGGUGAGAAAUCUUUUUCAUGCAUAGAUUGUGGUCAAAGAUUCAUUCGGAAGGACUCUUUAAAAAUACACACAAGAACCCACACUGGUGAGAAACCAUUUUCCUGCUCAAUUUGUUCCCAAAGAUUCACUUAUAAGCACGUUUUACAAACACACAGAAGAACGCACACUGGCGAGAAGCCUUUUUCCUGCUCAGUUUGUGGGAAAAGAUUUGCUGAGAAGGAAAAGUUAAAAAUACACACGAGAAGGCACACUGGUAACAAACCUUUUUCCUGCUCAGUUUGUGAUCAAAGAUUUUCUUCUAAAUAUCAGGCUCAGAUACACAAGUGUGCUGGUAGGAAAAGCCAUGAUCAAGAAGCUGUUCAUGUAAAUGUGUGAAUUGAAAGUAAUUACAGUCCUGUUACUGACUGACAAUCAACAUUCUUGUAUUCUGUGUUCCAACUUUUACUCUAUCUUCGACCCAUAACAAAGGUCUCUUGUCCCCAAACAGCAAGUUGAUCUGAUUUGAUCUUAUCUAAUCCGUAAAAGCUAAAAUAUUGGCCUAUAUCCAUCAUUUUCUGAGCCGCUAAUCCUCACAAUCACACCUUGGGGCAAUUUGGAGUCUCAAAUCAAUGCAUGUUUUUGGUACGUGGGAAGAAACCUCUGUAGGGACGGGGAGAAUAUGGAAAAUCCACACAGGCGGGGCCGGAUUUUAACCCUGGUCCUCGGAACUGAGGCCAACGCUCUACAGCUGUUCCACCGUUUAGCCCCUGCCUCACAUAUAUCAAAUAAAUUUCCCCUCAAAAAUGCUACUGAGACUCCAUUUGAACUUGUGUCUUUCUACUUCUUUAUUAUCAAUUUUUUGGCUGGUGCGACUUAAACUCCGGAGCGACUUAUCGUCAGGAAAAUACGGAAAUUAAAAUAUUAGGUGACUCAUUAUGAAGAUGGCUUGAAUAGAAAUGUCUGCAUAUAUUUUAGUGAUAAUUGUUCACAGUUUUGGGACAUGAAACGGUGUAAAGCAUGUGUUACUUCCCCGCCAUUUUUUUGGUGUCAUUUUAAUGCUCCGUACCCACCGGAUGUCAAUGAUUGCUUCGGCUUGCGUUCUCCGGUUAAGUUUGCUCGCACGGCACAUUUGGACACAUUCAUCGGCGCUGUAAACUCGGCAAGCGGCGGGGCUUCCUCUUUGCAAGGUGUCAACAUUCCUUCCCGGACUUGUUCAGCUGUCCCACCCUCGAGCGUUCAGGUUACCGAGGCGUAUUUGGGAAUGCCCGCAUCAUCCGCGUCAUUUUUUCGUCUAGCUGUGCAAACUGCACUGACUUCUGAUGGAACGCGCGACAUGGGAACUUAGCAUAAUAAUAACAUCCAUCUCCAUCCCGAUCCGUAAAUGUGUCUUAUUUAUGCACAGUAAACUUGUGAUUGUGUAUAAUUUUGGGGCGUUUGUUGUUGUUCAUGUGUUGCAACGAUACACAACCGACUUGAACAAAGCCGUUUUUGGAAACUUAAGCAAGUUGUAUUUCUUUAUAUUUUUUAAUUUCCUGAAAUGUUGUCAUUUUAAAGGUGAGGGGAUUACAUCUAACAGCUAUGAUGGAUGAAAUAUGACUCAUUACGGCCACUUCAUAGGAUGAUACAUUCCUUGUCCCACACUUGCUACGGUAGUGCUUUUUAAUUUUUUUGUUCACAAAGGGCCGUUAAAAAUGGAAUUGGUUCCUUACCAAUUGCUCCAAAGUGUAUUAAUUUUCUUGUGUGUGCAUGUAUUUUGUCCAGUGUUUUGUCAAUAUCAAAUCAGUGAAUAAUUGAUUGUAACACCGGAAAGGAAUUGGCUUUUGAAGGUAAAGUGU
Molecule: messenger RNA, 4769 nt
Organism: Syngnathoides biaculeatus (alligator pipefish)
Lineage: Eukaryota; Metazoa; Chordata; Actinopteri; Syngnathiformes; Syngnathidae
Product: gastrula zinc finger protein XlCGF26.1-like
Exons: 3
Coding region: 1594-3330 (578 amino acids)
Biological process (GO): regulation of transcription by RNA polymerase II
Molecular function (GO): DNA-binding transcription factor activity; RNA polymerase II cis-regulatory region sequence-specific DNA binding
Source: RefSeq, a predicted model, not a curated record